AUGUGUCAUCAUUUGGAAUCGAGACGCAAUCGCUUUAACAGAAUCAUACUUAAGAAAGACGUAAACAGAAUGUUUUCACUUAUCAUAACAUAUUUUACUCCUGAUCAAAAUAUUGUUACCGUUUUUAAACCAGUUUAUAUUUUACUAUCUAUCGUAGGGCUGUUUCCCUAUUCUAUUAAGUUUCCAAAAGGAAGACAUGCUUUCAAAAUAACACGUAAGACUUUUACUCUCCAUUCUCUUUGCGGUCUGGCCAUGUUUGUAUUUCUUUGUUACAAUUGCUUCUACAAAUUUAAAACAUUGAUAAGUACCAUAAAUAAACACAGAUCCAUGAAUUUAAUUACACACAUUAAUUAUUUUGUCGGAAUAUUUUCUAGAUUGAUUUGUGACGUCGCUAUAUAUUAUUAUACGGUCAGAAACGCUAAAGUUUACGUAAAUAUACUUCAAGAAAUUGCUUUUCGUUGGUCUGAAUUGGGUUUAGUUAACGUUAACGUUAACGUUAAUCCUAUACAGCGAUAUCUGCAUAAACGUUUGGUUGUGGCGCCUCUACUCUGGUUCUUGUUCUUUUUGAUAUUUCGUCUGGAAAUAUAUUACGCGGCGCGGAGCAUAAUAUAUUUGGCCUUGGCAUAUUUCUAUUUUUACCUGAAGUGAUUACCAGUUUAGUGGUGAUUUUCUAUAGUUCCCUGAUCCUGUUGGUAGUAGGUUUGUUGAAGAACAUUGAGAUGCAUUGUAAGAUGCUAGUAAAAAUGAAACAUGGGGUGUGCGGAACAAAUUCUAACGAUGUAGAUAAUCGCAAUUCCCUCCAGCAUUUAGAGCGAACUUAUGUAAAAGCAUUGGAAAUGAAACGAGAAAUUGGUAAAGCAUUUGAGACUCCUCUUGCCAUUAUCAUUUGUCUAUGCUUCCACACGGCAUUACGAAGUACGCAUACCAUGUACCAUGGCCUAGUCAUUUCUAAAACGAUUAACUAUUACAAAAUUGCUGAAAGGAGUUUUUGGAUUCUGUAUCCUUUAGCGAAAAUCUACGUUUUGGCUUAUACAGGAAACCAGUUGCAAAACGAGGUUAGCAAAAUAGGUGAAACGCUACAUAAUAUACCAACCGGGGACCAGGAAAGGCAUUGUCUGGAGGUCCAACAUUUCAUCAGCCUCAUGUCGUUUCAUAAGCCAGAAAUAACGAUCUACGAUUAUUUUGCUAUGGACAUAACGCUAUUUUUCAGUGUAAUGGCGGGUCUGGUGACGUACGUGAUAUUACUGGUGCAGAUCGACACUCCGCCCAGUUCUACUGCCACUGGUUUCACUUUCGUCGGCUUUCGAGAAUGUUGUCUGUGAAUUAUUUGAAUGUAUAAGGUGCUAACAAAUUAGUCACGGAUAUUUUCAGAGACAUUACAUUAAAACAAUUAACUUUUAACUGUAGUUAAGGAACCUUUGUAUAUCAUUUUUUUGCUUUCAUUUACCGAACAAAAAUAAAAUAUUAGGUAUAAUUAAUUUUUAAAAUAAUCACCCUAUUAUGUACCUAUCAAGAUGUUUAACACUGUCUGUCAUGUCACGUCAAAGGUUGUUUUUCUUAAAUGUCAUUAUGAUUCGGCGGAAAUGAUAGUUUAAAGAGGUUCUAGAAUGUCUAAAGAGGUCUCAUUUAAUUAUCUUAUUAACAGGGUGUUUAAACGUAGCAAAUUUGUUUCCUAGAUUUCUCAAAAAAAAAACAUAACAAAAUCAAUGUUGUUUACUACUUAAAUAUAUAUACUCCG
Messenger RNA from Cydia fagiglandana, 1738 nucleotides. RefSeq lists its product as uncharacterized. Gene Ontology annotation, biological process: sensory perception of taste; chemosensory behavior; male courtship behavior. Bases 720 to 1322 code for a protein of 200 amino acids. The record is from RefSeq and is a predicted model, not a curated record. The transcript has 4 exons. Gene Ontology annotation, cellular component: neuronal cell body; dendrite; membrane. NCBI's taxonomy places the organism in Eukaryota, Metazoa, Arthropoda, Insecta, Lepidoptera, Tortricidae.